CCCGCACUGCACGGGUUAAGCGGUGACAGGAACAGGGUGUGACGGCUUUACCUCUCUCCCCCCCCCUCGGGGUGACGUGUACGCCCAUCCUCCGCCCACCCUGCCCUGCUGGGACUUGCAGCUGUCAUUACAGAAAGUCCUAGGUGGCACCUUGUUCGGGCGGUGAAGACGUCCAGGAGCCGCACGGUAAACGCAGGAGCCUCAGCCGCUCCAGCCAUCACCAUGGUGUUAAAUACGGACGUGGCCAGUGAUUUGACGUCUCAGGAGAGAGAAGAACUGGAGAACAUCCAGAGAAGAAAGCAGAAACUGCUGGAGGACAUACAGAAACUUAAGGAAGAGAUAGCAGAAGUUACAAAUGAAAUUGAAAAUUUGGGAACCGUGGAGGAGAGGAAAAAUAUGCAAAAGAAUAAACAGAUUGGAAUGGGAAGAAAAAAGUUCAACAUGGACCCUAAAAAGGGUAUUCGGUUUUUGAUUGAGAACGAGCUGCUGGCAAAUACACGUGAGAGCAUUGCUCAGUUUUUGUACAAAGGAGAAGGAUUAAACAAAACGGCUAUUGGAGACUAUUUGGGGGAACGAGAUGAUUUCAACAUCCAAAUACUUCAUGCAUUUGUGGAGCUUCACGAGUUCACAGACCUUAACUUGGUGCAGGCGCUUCGUCAGUUCCUGUGGAGUUUUCGCUUACCAGGAGAAGCCCAAAAGAUUGACCGCAUGAUGGAGGCAUUUGCACAACGUUACUGUCAGUGUAACCCCGGAGUCUUUCAGUCUACAGACACGUGCUAUGUAUUGUCUUUUGCCAUCAUCAUGUUAAAUACGAGCCUGCACAAUCCCAAUGUCAAAGAUAAACCAAAUGCCGAACGUUUUUUCUCCAUGAACCGUGGCAUAAAUGAUGGAGGGGAUCUACCUGAGGACCUUCUAAAGAAUUUGUAUGACAGUAUAAAGAAUGAACCAUUUAAAAUUCCCGAAGAUGACGGAAAUGACCUAACUCACACGUUCUUUAACCCAGAUCGUGAAGGCUGGCUAUUAAAAAUGGGAGGUGGUCGUGUUAAGACAUGGAAAAGACGCUGGUUCAUUCUGACAGACAACUGUCUGUACUAUUUUGAGUACACAACGGACAAGGAGCCUCGGGGGAUUAUACCUUUAGAAAACUUAAGCAUUCGGGAGGUUGAAGACUCAAAGAAACAUAAUUGUUUUGAGCUGUUUAUACCAGACAAUAAGGACCAGGUAAUCAAGGCAUGCAAGACAGAGGCUGAUGGCAGAGUCGUAGAGGGGAAUCACACAGUGUACCGAAUCUCUGCACCAACGCCUGAAGAGAAAGAUGAAUGGAUGAAAAGUAUAAAAGCUGCAAUUAGCAGGGACCCGUUUUAUGAAAUGCUGGCCGCCCGAAAAAAGAAGGUCUCCUCUACCAAGAGACAUUAAAAUAUUUUUCUGUGAAGCAGAAAGUGUACGGUACACAGUGCAACAAGAGGUGUCUAUCUGCUUAUCUGGCCUUCUGCAUCCUGGAAUAAUGCAAUUACGUGCCUUUUUAUUACCUAUUUAUUACUGUUUUCAUGUUCUCUAUGUACUGCCAGUACUUCGUCAGAAUUUUUCUCCUGAGCAGGUUUUUUUUUUUUUUUAUUCAGUGCAAUACCUGUUGUCUACUUCACAGUGUGACUUCAAGAUUCCCGUAAGAAUGUGGGUGCUGGGCAGUGCAAUUAAUAGGAAGUCCUGUCUGCUUUUGACAUUUGCUGAUUAGCCAAAAUCUUCUGACAGGAUUCCACUUAAAGGGAUUUUCUAAAAAGCGUAGCUGCUUUCUUCCAAUAACAGCACCAGUCCUCUCCGCAGGUUGGUUGUGGUACUGCAGCUUGGCCCCAUUUGACUUUAGGGUGGGGCUGAAGAAAGCAGCUAUGUUUUUGUAAUCCUGUACAUGUCUAUGAUGGCCAUAUUGAAUGGCGCGGUGAUGCAGUAUAUGUAGCAGCAUUCAUACCCCUGGACUCUGGUUCUUGCUGUUCUCGGUGCCCCGUUGCACUUUUAUAAUUAUUAUUAUUUUUUUAUAUUCUUAAAGCUUGCACAGUUUCAUGGUCCUGUAUUUAAAACUUCAAACUGCCCAUUGUCCCUUUGUUCCUGCUUAGCCUGGAAAAGUAUUUUGGACACAGUUUAUGUUGGUGUGUCACAUUUUAUGUCUUCGUGAUAUAUAUGUAAACUUUUGUCCUAAUUUAUAGCUGGAAAUGUAUGAUUGCUUUUCUGUAUGUAACAAAUACAUUAAAUGGAUAAUAAUAAAUUGUGUGUGUAUAACCUAGGUCAUUAAAGUAUGCAAUAGAAAUCAUC
Bufo bufo (common toad) is the source of this 2304-nucleotide messenger RNA. It is a transcript of the gene CYTH1, whose product is annotated as cytohesin 1. The record is from RefSeq and is a predicted model, not a curated record. Lineage: Eukaryota; Metazoa; Chordata; Amphibia; Anura; Bufonidae. The transcript has 13 exons. Gene Ontology annotation, biological process: regulation of ARF protein signal transduction. Gene Ontology annotation, molecular function: guanyl-nucleotide exchange factor activity. The coding region runs from base 223 to 1416 and encodes 397 amino acids.